Messenger RNA from Meira miltonrushii, 1233 nucleotides. Its product is annotated as acyl-CoA dehydrogenase NM domain-like protein. The coding region runs from base 1 to 1233 and encodes 410 amino acids. The transcript is spliced from 4 exons. NCBI's taxonomy places the organism in Eukaryota, Fungi, Basidiomycota, Exobasidiomycetes, Exobasidiales, Brachybasidiaceae. Gene Ontology annotation, molecular function: flavin adenine dinucleotide binding; acyl-CoA dehydrogenase activity. The record is from RefSeq and is a predicted model, not a curated record.
AUGGCAUCUCAAAGUGGAUUAUCUGAAUCUCAGCUGGAUGUUCGUGAAGCUAUUCGCCAACUCACUUCUCAAUUCUCAAACGAUUAUUGGCGUGAUUGUGAUAAAGAAUCCAGAUAUCCACACGAACUGUACGACGCUUUAAGUGAAGGACAAUGGAUCGGGAUCACGCUACCAACGCAAUAUGGCGGUGCAGGCUUAGGGAUUUCAGAAGCAGCAAUGAUGUUACAAACGAUUGCAGAAUCUGGAGGAGGAGUUUCAGGAGCACAAAGUAUACAUGCCAAUGUGUAUCCGAUCAUGCCUUUGAUAGAAUUUGGUUCGGAAGAACAAAAGAAUGAUUGGUUACCUCGCAUUCUCGAUGGUAGAAUCAGAAGUUGUUUUAUGAUUACUGAACCGAACGUUGGAUCAGAAACGCUGAAGAUCAAGACUACGGCACGUAAAGAGGGAAACAAAUGGAUCAUCAAUGGGCAAAAGAUCUGGACAUCCUCUGCUCAAGUUGCUUCACAUGGUGUUAUUCUAGCACGUACCAGCGAGCCAACGUCCACUUCAAGAUCGGCAGGAUUAUCACUCUUUUUCGCACCUCUUCGCAAUUCCGCACCAAAGACACCCAAAACGCAAGAUGAUGAAAGUAGUGCAUUACGUAAAGGAAUCGAGAUGCACAAGAUUGAUAAGAUGGGAGGAAAUGCAGUUGAUGCAAAUGAAGUUUGGUUGGAUGAAUUUGAAGUUUCGGAAGAUUGUUUGAUUGGAGAAGAAGGAAAAGGAUUCAAGAAAGUCUUGUUUGGAAUGAAUGCAGAACGGGUGCUACUGGCGGCGGAAUCAUUAGGGACAGGCUAUGCUGCUUUACGACAAGCAGUCGAUUAUGCAAGUCAAAGGGUUGUCUUUGGCAGAGCUAUUGGUCAAUAUCAAGGUGUUCAACAUCCAUUGGCAAUGGCUUGGGCGAAUCUAGAAGCUGCACGUCAUUUAACGUAUGCUGCUGCAAAGCUAUACGAUGAAAGAGGAGGAACGCCAGAACAGAUUGGAGCACAAGCGAAUUCAGCCAAACUUGUGGCAAGUGAAGCAGGCUUCAAAGCUUGCGAAGCAGCAUUGAUGAGUAUGGGAGGAAUGGGAUAUGCAAAAGAAUAUCAUGUUGAAAGAUAUUUGAGGGAUAGUUUCGUGCCAAGAUUGGCUCCUGUUUCACGAGAAAUGGUGUUGAAUUACCUAUCAACGAGCGUAUUGAAAUUACCCAAGAGUUAUUGA